Messenger RNA from Prunus avium (sweet cherry), 5809 nucleotides. Lineage: Eukaryota; Viridiplantae; Streptophyta; Magnoliopsida; Rosales; Rosaceae. The record is from RefSeq and is a predicted model, not a curated record.
GAGAAGGGCAAUUUCGAUAAUACGGAAAACUCGCGGGACAAAAACGUCCAACAAAAAGAAAACCAAAAACUAUAAGGGCAAAACGAUGUCGUUUGGAGGCAAUGGAGAGAUGGAGUCGCUGGACUUGCCGGAGUGCCCGGUGUGUUUGCAGAACUACGACGGCGAGUACACAAUUCCGCGCGUGCUCGCCUGCGGUCACUCGGCGUGCGAGGCCUGCCUGGUCAGGCUUCCCGAGCGCUACCCUGAGACUAUUCGCUGCCCGGCGUGCACCCAACUUGUUAAGUACCCCCCACUGGGCCCCACCGCUCUGCCCAAGAACAUCGACCUCCUCUCCUUCUCCCUCUCCCUAAACCCUAACCCUAAUUCUCGCAGUUCCCAGAAUCCCCAAAAACAAUCCACCGAUGGAGUUUGUAAAUUCCUGCCUCGCAUUUGGUCCGAUGAGUUUUAUGACACCUGGAAGGAGUGGGUGCUUCCGAACGACUCCCUAUCGGUGGAAACAGAAGUUGGUGAUGUAACAAGAGAUGGGCUCUGUACUGUGUUGAAAGGAAGAACUGGUUCUGGUUCUGGUUUUGGUUUGGGGUCGGGUCGGGUUUAUUUUAGAGAGGAUCAGAGUGUGAGCUUUGUUCAGGUUGGUUCAUUACCGAAUUCGGGUAGUUCUGGUUUUGAGUUAAGUUACAUUGCAAGGGUUAUGAAGUGUUUGAGUGGAAUGAGAGAGGGAGAGAGAAACGAAUUGGGUCUGUUGCUUAGAGCUUCUGUGAGACAGUGUAGGAAAGUUGGUAAAGUUUAUGGCUUGUGGGGUAAUUCGGAAGAUGGGUUUUUGUAUGUGGUGUGUGAGAGAAGAAAUGGGAGUUUUUCAGAGAAGUUGAAUGAGUUGAGAGAUGGGGAUGGUUUUGGUACAGAUGGGUUGUCUGCUUUUGCAAUGAUUGCUAUGGAGGUGUGUGAGGCAGUGACUGGUUUGCACUCAGAGGGGUUUGCUUCUGGUUGUUCUGGUGUUUCAUGCUUUGGUUUCGAUGAUUUUGGUCACGUUUUUGUGGAUUUGAGUGAAGUCUUGGUGACAGGAAGGAAGGCUUGGAGAAGUGUUGUAGAUUCUGUUUCUGGUACAAUGGGAAUUGAUGCUGAAGUAUUGGGAGUGACCUUUGGGAAGUUAUUGAAAGAUGACGUUUUCGUUAGCCCAGAGGUGUUGUUUGAGGCGUUGCAGAAAGAAGGCAUUGCAGUAGAAUGUGACAGCUCAAGAUAUCUGGUUGGAUAUGGUUCGGAUGUUUAUUCAUUAGCUUGUGUGUUGGUGAGGCUGCUUCUUGGAAAAGAAUUUAGUGAAGAGAUUGUGAAAACUAGUGAAAACCUUUUUCGUGAUCAUUCAACUCAUGCAAGCUGGAUUGAAAGAGUUAGUGCUUUGCUGGAGAUUAGAUUCGGUUCAGAAUAUGCAUCACUGAAAGAGAAUCUUUGCAAUUGUUUGAAUUUCAAUCCAGAAAGUCGACCACUUGUGAUUGAUGUGAUGAAAUGCAUUAGGGAACUGAUUAUUAAACCUCGAUGUGAUAUCACGGCCGGUUUGGAUGGGGUAGUUAAGGACGAGAGCACAAAUUGUUGCUUGAUUCUGGGGGAACUGUGUCAUAUACCCAAGCAAAUAUCAGAAACACAGAAAGAAAAUGAGUUGCAAGGAAGUAAUGUCAGUGGAGGAGAAGAUUUUGAUCAAGUUGGGGAUGAGAGGACUAACAAUGGUGUUGUUGAUGGCCUCGCAGAGGGGAAGGUCAAAUCUAAAGUUAUGCAGGGCCAUCGUGACUCCAUUACAGGAUUAGCUGUUGGAGGGGAACUUCUGUUUAGCUCCUCAUUUGAUAAAACCAUCCAUGUAUGGUCUUUACAGGACUUCUCUCAUGUACAUACAUUUAAAGGUCAUGAGCAUGCCAUCAAGGCUCUCAUUUAUGUAGAUGAAGAGCAGCCCCUGUGCAUCAGUGGUGACAGUGGAGGUGGCAUAUUUAUCUGGGGCACAUGUACCCCUCUUGGGCAAGAGCCUUUAAAGAUAUUGUAUGAGGAGAAAGAUUGGCGCUUUAGUGGUAUUCAUGCCUUGGCCUCCAGAAAUGGAUAUGUUUAUACUGGCAGCGGAGAUAGAACAGUAAAAGCAUGGUCAGUACGGGAUGGCACCCUGUCAUGCACCAUGUCUGGUCAUAGAUCAGUAGUUUCAACACUUGCAGUUUGUGAUGGUGUUCUUUAUAGCGGAAGUUGGGAUGGAACCAUCCGAUUAUGGAGUCUUAGCGAUCACAGUCCUUUGACAGUACUAGAGGAAGACACAUCUGGAACUGUGACCUCUGUCUUAUCUCUUGCUGUUGACAGGCAUUUGCUUAUAGCAACCCAUGAAAAUGGAUGUGUAAAGGUCUGGAGGAAUGAUGUGUUCAUGAAAUCCAUUAAAAUGCACAAUCGUGCAGUAUUUGCUAGUGGCAUGGAAGGCAAAUGGCUUUUCACAGGAGGCUGGGAUAAAACUGUAAACAUACAGGAAUUGUCUGGCGAUGAGAUUCAAAUAGAUUACAGGCCUGUUGGAUCUAUCCCCUGUGAUUCUGUCAUAACAACUUUGUUAAGCUGGCAAGGAAAGCUUUUUGUUGGACAUGCUAAUAGGAACAUCAUGGAAAAUUUGGGUCUUCUUACGAAAACUUGGAGUGACGUUACUAGUUUAAACAGCUGGGUUGUUCGGGACUAUUACCGCCUUGUGAGCUCUGUUAACUCCCUUGAGCCCCAAAUUCAGAGACUCACCGAUGACCAGCUUACUGCUAAAACUGCAGAGUUCCGGCAAAGGCUGGGGAAGGGCGAGACACUUGCAGAUAUCCAAGCUGAGGCUUUUGCUGUCGUUCGUGAAGCUGCAAAAAGGAAGCUCGGUAUGCGUCAUUUUGAUGUGCAGAUUAUAGGUGGGGCGGUGCUUCAUGAUGGGUCCAUUGCAGAAAUGAAAACGGGAGAAGGAAAAACGUUAGUUUCCACAUUAGCAGCAUAUCUUAAUGCGCUGACUGGUGAAGGUGUUCAUGUGGUAACUGUAAAUGAUUACCUUGCUCAACGAGAUGCUGAGUGGAUGGGUCGUGUUCAUCGCUUCUUAGGUCUCACUGUGGGCCUUGUUCAGAGGGGGAUGACAGCUGAAGAGAGGAGAUCCAACUAUAGCUGUGACAUAACUUACACUAAUAAUUCGGAACUUGGUUUUGACUAUCUACGAGAUAACCUUGCUGGAAGCAGUGGACAACUUGUUAUGAGAUGGCCAAAGCCAUUUCAUUUUGCCAUAGUUGAUGAAGUUGACUCUGUUCUUAUUGAUGAAGGACGAAAUCCAUUGCUAAUUAGUGGGGAGGCUAGUAAGGAUGCUGCACGGUAUCCUGUUGCUGCUAAAGUGGCUGAUUUGCUUGUGCGAGACAUUCAUUACAAGGUAGAACUUAAAGAUAACUCAGUUGAGUUGACUGAAGAAGGAAUAGCUCUUGCUGAGAUGGCCCUUGAAACAAAUGACUUAUGGGAUGAAAAUGAUCCGUGGGCUAGAUUUGUGAUGAAUGCAUUGAAGGCUAAAGAGUUCUAUCGGCAAGAUGUGCAAUAUAUUGUCAGAAAUGGGAAGGCUCUCAUAAUAAAUGAGCUAACUGGCAGAGUUGAAGAGAAGAGAAGGUGGUCUGAGGGGAUUCAUCAGGCUGUGGAGGCUAAAGAAGGCUUGGAGAUUCAGGCUGAUUCGGUGGUUGUGGCACAAAUCACUUAUCAAUCUCUAUUCAAGCUCUACCCAAAACUUUCAGGGAUGACUGGGACUGCAAAAACUGAAGAGAAAGAGUUCUUAAAAAUGUUCCAAGUGCCAGUUAUUGAAGUACCAACAAAUCUGCCAAACAUUCGUAAUGAUUUACCUAUUCAAGCUUUUGCGACUGCUCAAGGGAAGUGGGAAUAUGUUCGUCAAGAGGUGGAAUACAUGUUCAGACAGGGGCGUCCUGUUUUAGUUGGGAGCACCAGUGUUGAGAAUUCUGAGUACUUGUCUGAUCUACUGAAGGAGCAGAAUAUCCCACACAAUGUUCUAAAUGCACGGCCUAAGUAUGCGGCAAGGGAGGCUGAAAUUGUUGCCCAAGCAGGACGAAAAUAUGCCAUUACCAUUUCUACCAACAUGGCUGGCAGAGGCACUGACAUAAUUCUAGGAGGAAAUCCAAAAAUGCUUGCAAAAGAGAUCAUAGAGGACAGUUUAAUUUCGUUCCUGACACGAGAAGCUCCUAAUGUUGACGUUGAUGGAGAGGCAAUUUCACAAAAGGUAUUGUCCAAGAUAAAGGUCGGUCCAUCAUCAUUAGCUUUUCUGGCUAAGACAGCGUUAAUGGCUAAGUAUGUUUCAAAAAAUGAAGGCAAGAGCUGGACAUAUAAGGAGGCAAAAUCUAUGAUAUCGGAGUCUGUGGAAAUGAGUCAGUCAAGGGAUUUGAAGGAGUUAGAGAGGCUUGUUGGUGAACAGUCGGAGAUGUACCCUCUUGGCCCUACAAUUGCACUUGCUUAUCUGUCAGUUCUGAAGGAUUGCGAGGUACACUGUCUCAAAGAAGGGUCUGAAGUAAAAAAGCUCGGGGGUCUUCAUGUGAUUGGAACAUCUUUGCAUGAGUCUCGGAGAAUAGAUAACCAGCUUCGAGGCAGAGCAGGAAGGCAAGGUGACCCUGGAUCAACACGAUUUAUGGUGAGUUUGCAGGACGAGAUGUUUCAAAAGUUUAAUUUUGAUACUGAGUGGGCUGUGAGGCUUAUUUCCAAAAUUACAAAUGAUGAGGAUAUGCCAAUUGAAGGUGAUGCAAUUGUUAAACAGCUCCUGGCCCUGCAAAUUAAUGCAGAGAAGUACUUCUUUGGCAUAAGGAAGAGCCUUGUUGAGUUUGAUGAAGUAUUAGAGGUACAGAGAAAGCAUGUCUAUGAACUUAGACAGUCCAUUUUAACUGGUGAUAAUGAAAGUUGUUCCCAGCACAUAUUCCAGUACAUGCAAGCAGUGGUAGAUGAAAUUGUCUUUGCAAAUGUUAACGCACAGAAGCAUCCAAGAAAUUGGAGUUUGGGUAAGCUUUUGAAGGAGUUUAUGACAAUUUCUGGGAAACUACUGGAUGAUUCAUUUGCAGGAAUUACAGAGGAAGCUUUAUUAAAAUCUCUUGCACACUCACAUGAACUAAACUCUAUAGAUCUUGAUGACAAUCACUUUCCAAACUUGCCAAGACCGCCAAAGGCCUUCAGAGGAAUCCGCAAGAAGAGCUCUUCAUUGAAACGUUGGCUUGCUAUAUGCUCUGAUGAUUUGACUAAGAACGGACGGUACCAUGCUACUACUAGCCUCCUCCGCAAGUACUUUGGAGAUUUUUUAAUUGUUUCAUACUUGGAUGUUAUUGAAGAGUCUGGUUACGAUGAUGCAUAUGUGAAGGAAGUUGAAAGAGCAGUUCUGGUGAAAACCCUUGAUUGUUUCUGGAGGGACCAUCUUGUAAACAUGAACAGGCUCAGUUCAGCGGUAAACGUAAGGAGUUUUGGGCACAGGAAUCCUCUUGAAGAAUACAAAAUUGAUGGUUGUCGAUUUUUCAUAUCUAUGCUUAGUGCAACACGAAGGUUGACAGUAGAAUCACUUUUGCAGUAUUGGUCAUCCCCAAUGGAGUCCCAAGAAAUAUUUCUAUCAUAAAUAUGGAAUUCUUGACACAUUAAAAUUUUUGGAUGGUCGUUCCAAAGAACCGUGAUUUGCAUCUUUUUGAAAAUUUCAAUUCAAGGUUUUGGCUUUAUUCCCAUCAUUCCAAGGUUGAGAAGUCACUUGGUCAUCUGUUGUCAAAAUUGGGCAAUCUCUCUAUCGGGAGGCAUCUGGAAAAGAUCCGUUUAGACCUGAUCAGAA